CGACCAUCAAUCUCUUUCCACAUUGACCAUUGGAUUGCUGCCCUGCACCCAAUCCAUCUCUUAUCCUUUCACUCACUGCGUGUGCUUCACUGCCAUACGCAUCUCUCUGGGGACCUCUUUUUACACUCCCAACUACCCCGCCAAACCCCGCGAUCAAGCUGUAAAAAUGGUUGGACUUGGACCUCGCCCGCCUCCCUCCAGAAAGGGUUCCAAGGCGGAUAUCCCUAAGGAUCUUCUCAAUGAAGUGAGGAAGCUGGAAGAAAUCUUCACCGUCGACACCGGCAAGCUCAAGGAAAUUACAGACCACUUCGUCAAUGAACUUGCUAAAGGUCUCAGCGUCGAGGGUGGCAGCAUCCCAAUGAACCCUACCUGGGUCAUGUCCUACCCCGAUGGGUACGAGACUGGCUCUUUCUUGGCUCUUGAUAUGGGUGGUACCAAUCUGCGUGUCUGCGAGAUCACUCUGACAGACCGCAAAUCAGAGUUCGACAUUAUUCAGUCCAAGUACCGUAUGCCAGAGGAGCUCAAGACUGGAUCCAGCGAGGAGCUGUGGGAGUACAUUGCAGACUGCCUCCACCAAUUCGUCGAGACUCACCACGGCGACUGCAGCAAGUUGGAACCGCUGCCCCUGGGCUUCACUUUCUCCUAUCCGGCCACCCAAUAUCACAUCGACGAGGGUAUUCUCCAGCGAUGGACCAAGGGAUUCGAUAUUGCCGGUGUUGAGGGAAGCAAUGUCGUGCCAAUGUUUGAGGCUGCUAUCGCUAAGCGUGGUGUACCUAUUAAACUGUCGGCUUUGAUCAAUGACACGACGGGAACGUUGAUUGCUUCCGCCUACACCGACACCAAGAUGAAGAUUGGCUGCAUCUUUGGAACUGGAUGCAAUGCUGCCUACAUGGAGAAUUGCGGCUCCAUCCCCAAGCUGGCGCACAUGAACCUUCCCCCGGACUGCCCCAUGGCUAUUAACUGCGAGUGGGGUGCUUUUGACAAUGAGCACAAGGUCUUGCCUCGCACCAAGUACGACAUCACCAUCGACAACGACUCUCCCCGUCCUGGCCAGCAGGCAUUCGAGAAGAUGAUUGCUGGUCUCUACCUGGGCGAGAUCUUCCGAUUGGUGCUGGUGGACCUCCAUGAUAACAAGGAAGUCCAUGUCUUUGAGAACCAGGACAUCUCUUUGCUCCGCAAGCCUUACACUCUGGAUUCAUCUUUCCUGUCUGGCAUUGAAGAGGACCCCUUUGAGAACCUUCAGGAGACUUUUGAUACUUUCCAAUCAAAGCUCAACAUCACGCCUACGGUACCUGAGCUUGAGCUGGUUCGCAGAUUAGCAGAGCUCAUCGGAACACGAGCUGCCAGACUCUCUGCCUGCGGUGUUGCGGCUAUUUGCAAGAAGAAGAAUUUCGAAUCUUGCCACGUCGGUGCUGACGGAUCCGUCUUCAACAAGUACCCUCACUUCAAGGCCCGUGGCGCACAAGCCCUGCGGGAGAUUCUCGACUGGCCUCAGAAGGCCAACCCCAAGGAUGAGGAUCCCAUCGAGGUUUUGGCAGCCGAGGAUGGUAGCGGUGUUGGAGCCGCCCUGAUUGCCGCUCUAACCCUCAAGCGUGCCAAAGCUGGCAACUUGGCUGGUAUCCUUCACCCUGAGAAUUUCAUAUAAUCGUGUCAUGUUUGUCUGAGCCCGAGGUACCUAAAGGAUCAUCAACAGAAAAGAAGACUAAAUUAGAAGUAUUUCUCUUUGUCAUGAUUCUCAGCAAGCAUUGCGCCUGGGGUAUUUGAUUGAAGUCUAUCUUGUUCGCGUUAACCCAUGAAAGUGCACACUGGCAGUCGAUACUCUGUCUAUUGUUAGUCAUUCCGUACGUGCAUAUACUGCUAGGGCUGGGAGACCUACUGUCUAGUGUCCAGUAUCGUCGUCG
This is a messenger RNA of Trichoderma virens Gv29-8, 1901 nucleotides long. RefSeq lists its product as uncharacterized. NCBI's taxonomy places the organism in Eukaryota, Fungi, Ascomycota, Sordariomycetes, Hypocreales, Hypocreaceae. Gene Ontology annotation, cellular component: mitochondrion; cytosol. The coding region runs from base 167 to 1645 and encodes 492 amino acids. Gene Ontology annotation, biological process: glucose 6-phosphate metabolic process; intracellular glucose homeostasis; glycolytic process. The record is from RefSeq and is a predicted model, not a curated record. Gene Ontology annotation, molecular function: ATP binding; mannokinase activity; D-glucose binding. The transcript has 6 exons.